Molecule: messenger RNA, 1281 nt
Organism: Labeo rohita (rohu)
Lineage: Eukaryota; Metazoa; Chordata; Actinopteri; Cypriniformes; Cyprinidae
Gene: hemk2
Product: N-6 adenine-specific DNA methyltransferase 1
Exons: 8
Coding region: 249-887 (212 amino acids)
Biological process (GO): methylation
Cellular component (GO): eRF1 methyltransferase complex
Molecular function (GO): S-adenosylmethionine-dependent methyltransferase activity; protein methyltransferase activity; nucleic acid binding
Source: RefSeq, a predicted model, not a curated record
ACUCCCAUAAUGCACUUGUGACAGUAUCCGGAAGUGCUGUGUGCCGAGUCCACACACGCUGUUGUGUUUGAAAAUCAUGCGCUUGGAGCACACAGGAUUUUACACGCUCGGGGCUUCACACCAUCGGGCGCUCGGCCGUGCCAGAACUCAGAAAAUAAAUCCAUAAAAGCCCAAAUCGAACCGUGUGCGUGUGAAACGACACUUAAAACCAGAUUGCGGCCGCUUCGCCAGCACACCUCGCUGCUCUCAUGUACCCGACGCCCCUGUACGCUCCGGCCGGCCGCGGCUCUUUCGCAGACGUGUACGAACCCGCCGAAGACUCGUUCCUGCUGAUGGACGCUCUGGAGGAAGAUGCUGAUCGGCUGAAGGGAAGCAGGCCGUCCGUGUGUCUGGAGGUGGGCAGCGGGUCUGGAGUCGUCUCGGCCUUCCUCGCGUCUGUGGUCGGGCCCGAAGCGUUGUAUCUCUGCACUGAUGUGAAUCCAGCGGCGGCGCAGUGCACACUGCAGACGUCUCACUGCAAUCACCUGCAGCUGCAGCCGGUGAUCACUGACCUGGUCCAGUGUUUUCUGCCGAGGUUGAAUGGAAAAGUGGACGUGCUUGUUUUUAAUCCACCGUAUGUCGUCACUCCAUCGGAAGAGGUGGGCAGUCACGGGAUCGAGGCGUCGUGGGCCGGCGGGAUCCGCGGCCGAGAGGUGAUGGAUCGAUUCUUUCCCGUGAUUGGGCAGCUGCUGUCAGACCACGGCCUGUUUUACCUGGUGACCGUGUCAGAGAAUGAUCCAGAAGAGAUCGUGGAUUUGUUGGGUAAAUCAGGACUGAACGGACAGGCGUGUUUGACCCGUCAGGCUGGACGAGAGAGACUUUCUGUUCUGCGCUUCAGGAAGUCCUGACCGUCAGCACAUGACGGCUGAUGUUUGUUCCAGCUGAUGUUUGGAGGUUCGUCCCACCGCUGAACCGUCAGUAAUUCAGACUGCGUUUGUUUCCAUAAAGUCUGCUGAAGCUCAACAACUGGGUCACAAGAACCUAGUUAGUGAUUCCUAACGGACUGCGGCUGGAGCGUUUGACACGGACAUCGGCUGAGCCGUUUAUGGGGUGAAGUGUGUGUCAGAUUCCCGCUGCUCCUGUUUCAUUCCGUCUGUUACGCUCUGAUCGUCUGUUUCUGAGCAGCGCGUGUUCACUAUCGAGGGUUAAACGCUCUUAUUGACCCGCACUGAGAUCCGGAGCGCAUGGUAUUACCCAGAAUGCCACUGUCAUCAAUCACUGUAUUAAACUGAAUUUUUUUAA